Scleropages formosus (Asian bonytongue) is the source of this 4265-nucleotide messenger RNA. Its product is annotated as Krueppel-like factor 12. The transcript is spliced from 6 exons. Gene Ontology annotation, molecular function: RNA polymerase II cis-regulatory region sequence-specific DNA binding; DNA-binding transcription factor activity, RNA polymerase II-specific. The record is from RefSeq and is a predicted model, not a curated record. The coding region runs from base 343 to 1413 and encodes 356 amino acids. Gene Ontology annotation, biological process: regulation of transcription by RNA polymerase II. Lineage: Eukaryota; Metazoa; Chordata; Actinopteri; Osteoglossiformes; Osteoglossidae.
AUCUUUCUGCCAGUCACUUCAGACGCUCAGACCAAGAUGCGGUUUUCUAAAUUGAAACCAGGUGAAGUGUUACAGUCAGAUAGUCGAUAAGAAAAUGAAAGCUAUUUGAAUGAAAAAAAGAACAGAACGUUAAUUGGUACAAAUAAGAGGAUGCCAACGUAUUGACAGUCCGCCGCAUUUUCUCUCAAUCAUUAUCUGCUCAGGUUGCCAUAUAGCGAGGGAAGGUCAGGCUUUCACUGGAAUUCUUUUCCUUCACGUCGAUACACGGCUCACUUGCUCGCCGUCGCGCUGACCCACUCCAACACCAGCUGCCUCACUUAGCAUCGACGCCAUUAUAGCAGGAUGUUAAUGCUGGACGAUAUGCCUGCAGUCAGAGUCAAAGCAGAGCCUCUGGAGUCCCGGCGUGGGAGUCACCCUGAGUCCCCGAAAGUACAUGGCUACUCCAACAUGGACGUCCCGCUCCUGCUAAGUAAAGUCAGGCCUGAGUUUUCAGAGGGCCUACUCUCCGACCAGUUUCAUGCACAGACCGAACCCGUGGACCUGUCAAUCAACAAGACCCGACCAUCACCACCUGCGGGUGCCGUUUCCCCCCGGUCGUCCCCGGUGGCAUCUGCCUUCUCGCCAUCAUCCUCCCCAACAGUCAUCACCUCUGUGUCCUCGGGUCCACCUCCGGGGAUGCCUGCAGUGUUGGCGCCUGGCCCCUUGGUGCCGCCCACCUCGGGCCUCAGGGGCCAGCCCUUUUUGCACAUUGUCCAUCCCGCAUCUCCAUCCAGCCCCAUCAACCUCCAGGCGGGCUUGCUCCCUGGUCAUGCACGACGCGUCCCGGUGGUGGUGCAGCCCGCACCACUGACGUACCCCGACCCGCGUUCCCCAGGGAGUCGUCGCACCGCAGUAAUGCUACCUCUGCUGGACAAGAGGAGGGCUCAGGGCAAGGCAGCGCUGUCUGACCCCAACGGUUUGCCGUCCAGACAAAUCAGAAGCGACAGCGAUGAUGACGACCUGCCGAACGUGACCUUGGACAGUGUAAACGAAACGGGCUCCACCGCUCUCUCCAUAGCGAGAGCCGUACAGGACUCCAUGUCGCCGUUCAGUAUUGAGAGCAUGUCGCGCCCGCGAAGGUGCGAGUCACCCGACUCGAAGAAGAGGCGUAUCCACAGGUGUGACUUUGAGGGCUGCAAUAAAGUGUACACCAAGAGCUCGCAUCUGAAAGCCCACCGCAGGACACACACAGGUGAGAAGCCAUACAAAUGCACGUGGGACGGCUGCACGUGGAAGUUCGCUCGCUCAGACGAGCUCACGCGGCACUACCGCAAGCACACGGGCGUCAAGCCCUUCAAAUGUGCGGACUGCGAGCGCAGCUUCUCGCGCUCCGACCACCUGGCCUUGCACCGCCGCCGGCACAUGCUGGUGUGAGGGUCCGGGCGGGAGGCCGUCUUCACGGGCAGGUGGAGGGGAGGGUGUUCGAGAGCCGGGCGUCUCCCUGUGGAUCUUCGGCCGGACUGAAGGACCCCACACGCUCACCCCUCCAGCUGCCCCGAGCCAGACGAACGAGCGCGGCGCCCCCCACGGGAUACAGGGUCCGGCUCCACGGAACGCCCCGAGGAGGGCAGGAGCACCGCAACGCCCUGGUGGAUUUCGAGCGAAAGACACCUUUUAGGCACUCUUUUAAAGGUAUCACUUCUUCUGCAAAGUGUUUUCCCCAUUGUUAGAACAACAUUCACAAGAGCACACGCUUCUCUUCUGAUUUCCUUGAUGUUUUUUGGGCCCCCGUAAUGUGAAAAAGCCCUGUCGGCGGCUCGGGGUCAGGGGGGGGGGGGCACGCGAGGUGUGUUCUCUUCCUCCUGGUCCUUGGGCCCUGCAAGCAGAUCAAGAGCAGAACGGUAGCCGUGGAUGACUUCUCCGGCCGUGGGGAUCAUCGGUCCGACCAUCAUCAGUCUGACAAGCACACGGAAGACAUGCGUCGCCCUCAUGUUCAGAUUAACUACGCGCACGGAUUAUUAUUGCUCAAUGACAUUAUCCCUCACAAAGUAUCAAAGAUCUUGCAUAUUAAAACACUUGUGCACCUAUAUGUCUAUAUUCAGUGUUUCCUUUAUUCAAGUGGAGGUCUUUUUAUCCUAUGAUCUUAUUUGUUCCUCUCUAUCUUACCGUGUUUAAGUCAUUUUAGAAUGGAUUACCGUGUCGUUAAUCCAUCACCUACUUUACAGUCAUGCUUUAGUGACAUUCUAGUUACCUUUCGGUUUUUGUCUAUAACAAGUUUAUUAGUGCAUUCUGUGCUGUGAUUAGCAAUUGUGCAAUCUUAUUAAGUAUUUUUUUUUUUUUUAAAAUAUUAAGUAUGUUUUAUGUUAAAAUUUCAAUCUCAUUCAUUAUUAAAAACAGAUCCCAUAUUGAGCAGCAGUAUUUUGUACAUGAACAGUAGUAAAAUGAAUAUGUACUGUAUGAAAUUCCUGCAAGCACCUUAACUUUUAGAGAAGAGGCCAUCACGUUGUACCCAGAACCCCUUCAUGGCAGCAAAUCUAGAAAAAAUAAUAGUAGUAACCUCGUUGCUCUCAUAGAGGUGUUAAUAGGAAAGCAUCACGUUUCUAGACACGCGAAAGAAGACGUGUGUGUUUCUGUCUUUGUCUGAAUUCAUACUGUAAUCCUACUUUAGUGACACUUUUCGUUCCAUUCUAUACAUUUUUCUUAUUUGUGAUAAUAUUUCAAAAUUGACUUAAUGUCACAAUUUUCAACAGCAGUCAUAUAUUGGUUACAUAUACUGCAUGUACUGUAUAUUAAUUUGAUUCCAUUUAAGACCAAGGUAACAUACAAUUAUGUCGAAUACUAUUUAUUUUACCGUGAAAGGAAACGUUGUUAUUUGAUGGUCAACAAAUGUUUGUUUGUCUGCAAGUGUCACAAACAGACAAGUGGUCUAUUUAAAUUCAGUAUUGUUAUAAGCAUGUUUAGUGUCCAAUUCAUGCUUAAGAUCAUGUUAAAACACAAUUGCUGGUGUCUGGUUAGUUAUUACUACAAAGAAUAAUAAAGAUUAGCACAAUUUGUCUAAGAUUAUGACACCUACGGUAUAUUCUACUAGUACUGGUGUGUAUUAUAUUAUCUAGAAAACAUGGCACAUUAAAUUGUUAAUUUAUUUUGCGUUACCAUAAAAAUUGUUUUAUUUUAUAUUACAUUUUAUGUGAGUUUGGUUAUUUCAGACCCUCAUUUUUUAGCAUGGUUAGAUACAUUCAUGGUUAUUGGAAUUUUUUUAUAAAAGCAUUGAUCUAUAAGGGCUUAAAAGAGCUUCAUACAUCAGUUCAGUUUAAGCACAAUUAGACUAAAACAAUACCUGGCAAUGAUAAUGCUUUUUUUAACCAAUCGGUCAGCUUUUUAUAGCUCAGAUGUGUUGUUUUUGUGUCUAUUUCCAUGAAUAUGAGAGAUGUAUAUUCACUCCCCAUUGCUAGAAGUAGUGAGCAUAGUCAAAGUAUUCCAUAUGAGCACAUAUCCAUACGCGUGCCUGCAAGUACACGCCCUUCUGGAGCAGUUAUUGCGCCCUCUUAGCGGCUCUAGUUACCUUAGUGCGAAAGGGCCCUUAAAUGCUACCAAUACAGAGCAAUGAGCAGAAUUUACCGGAGGAAAUUCUCAGUUAGAAACUAUGUAUAUGAAGGUAUGAAGAGUCUCCUUCCCUGCUUGCACACUACGUACACAACUCUGAAAAGGAAAGGUUUUCUCCCCAAGUCACUGUGGGAAGAGGGAUGUUUCUGAGGUCAGGAGGUCAGACCCCUCCUGUGUGUCCCACCUAGUGCCAAGAGAGCACCCCCCUCAUGCAUGUAGUGUGACCCUAAAAAGUGGGUUUCAUCAUGGAUCUGGAGUCACAGCAACACCGAUGUGAAAAUGCAGGAGGGCUUUCAGGAAGGAAUAGAGCGACAAGUAAGCAGUAUUCAUUAGCCGUGAGUCGUGGCUUAACUGAGAAAUGAAUUUUUCUUUAAGUGCAGUGCGAAACAAAGCCAACAUGUUUGUUUCAUAAUGGCUAGGUAUUGUACUGGUGUGCAAAUGGAAAUAUACUCUAUAGCUAUUGCACAGCGGUUCGGGUUCAUUCACCUUAUAGGUUCAUAAUGAUCAUCAUGUGACUUUCUGGGUGUGAAAUAUAAAAGGCAAUCUAUUGUGAACAAAGUUAAAGGAAUGACAGUACAAAUCAUGAACAUAUUUUCAUAUCAUGUACUUUUAUACUUUUCUGAAGUAAAGGCAACUUCCUUCCUGCAUAUGACUAUUUUCUGGAUAAAAGGUGUUUUUAAAUG